This is a messenger RNA of Suricata suricatta (meerkat), 2176 nucleotides long. It is a transcript of the gene PSMC3IP, whose product is annotated as PSMC3 interacting protein. Gene Ontology annotation, biological process: homologous chromosome pairing at meiosis; meiotic joint molecule formation; meiotic strand invasion involved in reciprocal meiotic recombination. Gene Ontology annotation, cellular component: DNA recombinase auxiliary factor complex; condensed nuclear chromosome. The record is from RefSeq and is a predicted model, not a curated record. The coding region runs from base 177 to 830 and encodes 217 amino acids. NCBI's taxonomy places the organism in Eukaryota, Metazoa, Chordata, Mammalia, Carnivora, Herpestidae. Gene Ontology annotation, molecular function: double-stranded DNA binding; recombinase activator activity. The transcript has 9 exons.
CCGGCCCCGGGCAGGACUGGUCGAACUAGGGCUCCCCGGGAGGGUCGCUUCGUUCCUCGCGAAGACUUCCGCUUCCGCCAUUCGCCCCUUGUGGCCCACCCUUUUCGUCGCCGGAAGCAGCCGUUGCCCCGAACAACUGCAACUUCCGGCUUUCUAAGUUGGCGGCGGGAAACGCCAUGAGUAAAGGCCGGGCAGAGGCUGCGGCGGGAGCCCCCGGGAUUCUCCUGAGGUACCUGCAGGAGCAGAACCGGCCCUACAGCGCCCAGGACGUCUUCGGGAACCUGCAGCGGGAACACGGACUGGGCAAGACGGCGGUGGUGAAGGCGCUGGAGCAGCUGGCUCAACAAGGCAAAAUCAAAGAGAAGAUGUACGGCAAGCAGAAGAUCUAUUUUGCGGACCAGGACCAGUUCGACAUGGUGAGUGACGCUGACCUCCAGGGCCUGGACGCCAAAAUCGUGGCCCUCACUGCCACGGUGCAGGGCCUGCAGCAGAGCUGCCGCCACAUGGAGGCCGAGCUGAAGGAGUUAACUAGUGCCCUGACCACACCGGAGAUGCAGAAAGAGAUCCAGGAGUUGAAGAAGGAAUGUGCUGGCUACAACGAGAGACUAAGGAACAUCAAGGCAGCCACCAACCAUGUGACUCCAGAAGAGAAAGAGCAGGUGUACAGAGAAAGGCAGAAGUACUGCAAGGAGUGGAGAAAGCGGAAGAGGAUGGCAACAGAGCUGUGUGAUGCAAUCCUUGAAGGAUACCCCAAGAGCAAGAAGCAGUUCUUUGAGGAAGUUGGGAUAGAGACAGAUGAAGAUUACAACGUGAAGCUCCCUGACCCUUGAGGGGGCCUCUGGCUGGACAGGGGAAUGGAAGCAAGGUCUUGGAUUGGCUGCCUCCUUCAGGAAAAUCGGGCUAGGAAGCAAAGAAGGGAGACAGCCUCAAGACCUCUAAAAGUGGCCGCCCUUCCUCUCUGACAAUUUAUGACUUGGGCCACUUUGCCUGAAGGAAGACGGUGACCCGCACGCCUUGACCACCGCUGUCCCAUACCUGAGGCUUACAGUGCUCCUCAAUCCAGCUGAAGACACAGGCCGACAGCUCCUGGAAACUGGCCACAGAGAUGGAGGCAUUGAAGGACUGGAACAGAGAGUCCAUGAUGCCUUGAAACACAUUGAACUUGACUUGGUCAGAGACCUGGUCUUCUCCCUCGUGGGGGUUGUCCUGGUGCGCCUUCACGAUCUGUUCAUAGUUCCUGAAAGCGAGCAGGACAGGGCUACGGUGCGGUAGCAGCUCAGGUCACCCUACGUACUUCCUCGGGAAGGGGUUCCCGGGGAGCUUCUGGGACAGAAAUGAGUGACCCCUCUCUACGCCUAGUUAGCCCCACAGGCACUCUGGUGUCUGCUAUGUAGCGGGACUGGGGUGCAAAGUCCGCUGGCCUUAGCGGCCACCUGCAGGAGAGGAUAAUCUGUUCUGUAUUAUCAGAUGUGGCCCUUGAAUAAGAGAAAGGUAUGAACUUAAGUUGGCCUCAGAGGCCCUGGCCCCCCAAGCUCGGCGUCCCCCUUACACUUUCAUGAUCUUUAGGGCCGUGACGUCCUUGCGUAGCAUGGACACCUCCUCCUCCUGCUUUUUCUUCUCCUUGUGCAAAAACUGGAUGUAGUCAAUAGCUGCAGUGGGGGGCGGGGAGUGGGGAGCACAGAGGAAGUCUCAACCAGAGGGACAAGGCUGACUUUGUUUCCCCUUCCUCCCUUUUCCCCCAACUCUCCCAGUGCAAGCACCCCACUCGGGCCGGGCCGCAAGUGGGUAUAAGGCUCCGGCCUCCUCCUAGCCCCAGAGGCCCCGGCCAUACUCUUCUGUAGGACGAUGGCUUUGCUGAGCUUUUGGGAGCCAAUGGAGAAGUCCUGCUGCUGGCAGGUGGGGACGAUGGUCUGGAGGUCAUCAUAGCCUCUCUGUGGAGACAACAGGGAAAACAAGGGUUCCUUAACUCCAAGGGGUUCAGGAAACUUUCUGUGAACUUGAUUCCAUGCUCACAAACUCAAAGGGGUGGGGGGCUGGAAGGAAGGAGGUUUUCAUGUCCAGGGACUAGAUCAGCUGCCACCAAGGAUGCUUGGGACUGAUGAGGGCAGGGUAGAUCUGUAAUACACAGGGGCCCCCCCUGCACUGGCUGAGGGGCAGGCCUCCCCAGUCACCUUGA